Molecule: messenger RNA, 922 nt
Organism: Populus euphratica (Euphrates poplar)
Lineage: Eukaryota; Viridiplantae; Streptophyta; Magnoliopsida; Malpighiales; Salicaceae
Gene: HSP21
Product: heat shock protein 21
Exons: 2
Coding region: 100-813 (237 amino acids)
Biological process (GO): response to heat
Source: RefSeq, a predicted model, not a curated record
AUCAGCAUAUCUAGAAAGCAAACAAUUGUCUAGAGCCGCCACUUCCACAAGCCACAGUUUCUUUUGUUGUCACUUUGUGCGUUUUUUUUUUACUUAGCAAUGGCUUCGUCAACAUUGUCCUGGUCAUCUGCACCUUUGUUGUCAAGCAAAGGCGAAGUUGUGCCUUCAACUAAGCCUACUCCUUGCUCAGUGUCCUUUCCAUCAAGGGGUGGCUUUGGCAAGAGUAUUAGUAAGCCUUCAAGGUUGGCUUUGGUGAGAGCAGAAGCUGCUGGUGAUCAGAAGGAUACUUCAGUGGCCGUGCAUGUCAAUCAGCAAGGAAACAACCAAGGGGCAGCAGUUGAGAGAAGGCCUCGAAAAUUAGCUGUUGAUGUCUCCCCAUUCGGUUUGUUGGAUCCAUGGUCACCAAUGAGGACAAUGCGUCAAAUGCUGGACACAAUGGACCGACUGUUCGAUGAUGCACUGACAAUUCCUAGCAGUAGGAACAGGGGAGGAGGAGUGGUGCGGGCACCAUGGGAAAUCAAAGAUGAGGAGCAUGAGAUCAAGAUGAGGUUUGACAUGCCAGGACUGUCUAAGGAGGAUGUCAAGGUCUCAGUCGAGGAUGAUGUGCUUGUUAUUAAAGCAGAGCACAAGAAGGAAGAAACUGGCGAUGAUUCAUGGUCUAGUAGCAGCGUCAGCUCUUAUGAUACCCGGCUUAGGCUACCGGAUAAUUGCGGAAAGGAUAAGAUCAAGGCUGAGUUGAAAAAUGGAGUCCUCUUCAUUAACAUUCCGAAGACCAAAGUUGAACCUAAGGUCAUUGAUGUACAAAUCCAGUGAAAGAUUUUAUAAGAAGUCUGUACCAUGUAUAGUGCUUUUGUUUUGAAAGAACUUUCAGUCCUUGUAUCAUAUUUGAAAAUGUAAUGUCUUAGCUUCUUAUCUUUCUCAA